Coccomyxa subellipsoidea C-169 is the source of this 195-nucleotide messenger RNA. Its product is annotated as DnaJ protein. The transcript is spliced from 2 exons. The annotation marks the transcript as partial. The record is from RefSeq and is a predicted model, not a curated record. NCBI's taxonomy places the organism in Eukaryota, Viridiplantae, Chlorophyta, Trebouxiophyceae, Coccomyxaceae.
CUAGAUGGACUUGCGUUGUACAGCAUUCUGCAGCUCGAUAAGAGCGCAACCUCAGAUGACAUUAAAAAGGCCUACAGAGAGUGUGCGAGAAUACAUCAUCCUGACAAAGGCGGGAGUGCGGAGAGGUUUGCGAAGGUCCAGGCUGCCUUUGAAACAUUGUCUGACCCCAGAAAACGUGCUGUGUACGAUGAAUGG